UCAGCAAGACAUAAUAGAUAAUAUAUAUUUUCAAAAGGCAUAAAUACGAGACGACUCAAAAGUCUUAACACCAAAUUUAGACCGACUAAAAAAUUCAUUAACGUAAAAAGUUCUUCUUCUUCUUCACGCUCCUCUCUUUGUCAUUUUCUUUUCUUUUUUUGUCUUUCCUUUUUGGUUUAAGAUUCCUCUCUUUGUUCUUCGUCAUGUCUAAUGAAAUCAAAGAUCUUAACAACUAUCACUACACUUCAUCGUAUAACCAUUACAAUAUCAACAACCAAAAUAUGAUGAACCUCCCUUACGUUUCCGGUCCAUCUACUUAUAAUGCAAACAUGAUCUCAUCAUCACAACUCGGUUUCGAUCUACCCUCGAAGAACUUGAGUCCUCAAGGAGCGUUCGAUUUGGGCUUCGAGCUUUCUCCAUCUUCUUCCGACUUUUUUAAUCCUUCGAUCGAUCAAGAAAACGGUUUGUAUAAUGCUUUUAAUUAUAAUAGUAGCCAUAAGAGUCAUGAAGUUGUCGGUGGUGGUUGUGCAACCAUUAAGAGUGAAGUAAGAGUUUCAGCUUCUCCUUCUUCAAGUGAGGCCGAUCAUCAUCCCGGUGAAGAUUCCGGCAAGAUCCUGAAGAAAAGAGAAGCUGGCGAUGGAGGAGAAGAUGAUCAACGUUCUCAGAAAGUAGUUAAAACAAAGAAGAAAGAGGAGAAGAAAAAAGAGCCACGAGUCUCGUUCAUGACUAAGACUGAAGUUGAUCAUCUCGAAGACGGCUAUCGUUGGAGAAAGUACGGCCAAAAAGCAGUAAAAAACAGUCCUUAUCCGAGGAGUUACUAUAGAUGCACGACGCAGAAAUGUAACGUGAAGAAGAGAGUGGAGAGAUCCUACCAAGAUCCAACGGUCGUGAUCACAACUUACGAGAGUCAGCACAACCACCCGAUCCCGACCAAUCGCCGGACGGCAAUGUUCUCUGGAACCACCGCAUCAGAUUACAACCCAUCUUCGUCUCCAGUAUUCUCCGACCUCAUAAUGAAUACUCCAAGAAGCUUCUCAAAUGAUGAUCUCUUCCGUGUGCCAUACGCUAGUGUGAACGUGAACCCUACUUAUCAUCAACAACAGCAACAGGGAUUUCAUCAGCAGGAGAGUGAGUUCGAUCUCUUGAAGGAGAUGUUUCCUUCGGUUUUCUUCAAACAAGAGCAUUGACGAUAUAAAUAAUAAUUAUGUAUAAUAUAGAAACAAUUCGGAUGCAUAAUAAUAAGUGAUAGUGUUAUUUAUUUUUGCAUGUAUAUGUAUAUACAUGUUUUUGUAACUAGCUAUAGGAUAAAUAUGGAGCCCUUUCGACUUAUAAAAAUAAUUUCUUUUCUUGAAGUAA
This is a messenger RNA of Camelina sativa (false flax), 1356 nucleotides long. The record is from RefSeq and is a predicted model, not a curated record. NCBI's taxonomy places the organism in Eukaryota, Viridiplantae, Streptophyta, Magnoliopsida, Brassicales, Brassicaceae.